AUGAUAUGGAGCCAGCCCCCCUGCCCCGUGGGACCAAAUCUUCCAUUGAAGGAGCAAGAGCAAACACACAAGACAUCUAGUCGAACUAGUCUUCCUCUGGGAAAAUCAAAGGGAGAUCAGCCCAUCAGUGAGGCCUUACAGGAGGAGAGUUUUAGGCAUGGAGAUUUGGUCAUUGAGGACUUCAUUGACUCAUACACCAACCUUACACUCAAGACAGUGUUCAUGCUGAAGUGGGUUCACCGCAACUGUCCAACAGUAAAAUUUGUCAUGAAGGUAGAUGAUGACAUUUUUGUCAAUGUAGUUAACCUUCAGAAGACCCUCCUGAACCAAACUAUAACAAAGACACCCCUCUUGAUGGGGAGCCUCAUCUGUGGUGCAAAGCCCAUCCAUGACCAAUGGUCUAAAUGGUACACACCACAGUACAUGUUUCGAGAGGGUAAAUAUCCCAACUACUUGUCUGGAACAGGCUAUGUGUACUCUGGGGACAUGGUAGGACGCUUAUUCAAGGCAGCCCUUGCUGCACCUUACUUCCACUUAGAGGAUGUCUUCCUCACAGGGCUGUGUGCACGAAGUAUUGGUGUUCGUCCUGUGGACAAUGUGGGUUUCAGUUACCAUCCUCGAGCUGUGAGCCCCUGUCUCUUCAAGGAGGUCAUAAUGGGUCAUGGGGUUGGCCCCUCAACAAUGGUCAAGCUCUGGAACAUGCUGAAUGAACCAGCGACAGUUGCCAAAUGCCAUCCUAUAAAAAAAUCAAAGCUAAGAAGUUACAAUCCUAAGUGUUCAUGGAGAUAAGUGAGACUGUGUUAAUGCUGUGGUGCUGUUUGUUAUGGCAUUAAUAAUACUUGUCAAAAAGUACAGUGUGUGUGUGUGUUUGUGUUGUGAUUAUAUUUUUUGUUCAAUGAGCCUGAGUACAUUAUAAUGUGUAUUAGUACUUAUGUAUAUAUGGUUGCAACUGUGUGUGUGCAUGUUCUUGCUAGCGCGAUGAAUUGUAUUGAAUAUGAAAAGGAAGUUAGUUUUUUUUUUAUCUUUUCCAUUUUUUCUUAUUUGUCUAUGCUCUUUUAUUUUAGCUUGCUUUAAGACAUGAAAAAACUUUUUGUGAGCCGUAGAUUGCCAAUGCCACAACCCUCACUAUGAAGGGAGUGUUUAUAAACUCAGUCCUAUUUACUGUGAUAUUAAUCAUCAGAAUUAAUGUUGUGUGAAAGAGGUGCAUCAAUAUCAGUUAUUUAUACAAUGAAAGGUCCUGCUGUUAAAACAGUGUUACAAGUCUUGCCAUCAAUUCCUCUUCUUGUAAUCAUACUCAUUUGUGCUGUUGAUUAAUCAGAUUACCUUUUAGGAGAUGUAGGUUUUAGUUUGUAUUUUAUGGUGAAUCUCACUAUCAUCAUUUGGGGUAAAGUCUGUCAUUAAUGCAUUUUUUUCUCUCAAUUUAUGAGCUUAUAUUUAUCUCAUUAUGGUUAUUAUUUCUUUUCAUAAUAAUGUCCAAUCACACAAGCUUUACUUGUGCAAUUGACUGGAUGGGUGCCAUAAUUGCUCAGACAUGAAAUACAGCAGGUAGAUGACCAUUUUCCUUAGGCAAGAAUGACAGUCAGUACAUCCAAAGUAGAAAGUAAAUAUUGUCCUUUAGUUAAAAAAAAAAAAAGUGAAUACAUUUGAGGGAAAAUUAUCAAAUUUUCCCUGCAUGUGAUGAUAAAUGCAUUGAUAAAUGUGAAUGGGAUGACUUUAGGACUUCAAGAGAGUCUUGCUCUUAAUAGACCCAAAUGCACUGGGUAUACAUGCCAUGCCCACUUUGAGUUUAAUUUAUUAAAUGCUUGUAUUCAUAGAUGGCUCCACAAGUCACCAAUGAGCCAGUUAUGAGUACUACCUGUUUCACCUGUUAUCCCCUUUCCUUGAUUUUCAAAAAUAUUUUCUUGUAUGUAAUAUUGCUGUUAGGAAUGUAAAUAACACUAUAAUAAUUAUAAUGUCUAUAAUAAAAAUAACAGCAUCAAUAUUGCUAGCUUUAGUAAAAAAACAAACAUUUUCCAGUAAACUCAAGGAAAGGUGCAAUCAGAUGAGGUCAGUCACAAGGUCUACUAAUUGACUCCUUUGUGGCUAAGCACUUGCAGAGCCAUCUAUAUGCAAAUACUUGUCUCAAAACAUUACUACAGUGAACACAACAUUUUCCUGUAGGCUUUGGGUAAGAACUUUACAAAUAAUGAUAAGUAGACUUGUUUCUAUAAAAAUUUAUAUGUCUCUUAUUAGGCAUAUAAAUUGCAACAUAUCAUUUAUUUAAUUAUUUAUUUUCCUGUAGCUGCUACAAAACUUGACUGGGGAAAGGAGACAUUUCUCAAGGUUUUGAGAUGGUGAUGAUAAUGACAAGAGCAUGUUGAAAUUGAGGACAACAGGAUGCCUACAACUUUGCAUUGAUUGGACAUUGUUGCUGAGUGCAUUGUAUUAUUGGUAGUAAUUCCUUAGUUGUGGUGGAAACCAUUUGUUACUAAAAAUAAAAAUGUGAUAUUGAAACCUGGUUAGAGAGGGUGCUAUUUUUUUUACUUUCUUUCUUUCUCUCAUUUCUUUAUAUUUGUACAGGUAAAAAAAAAA
Penaeus monodon (black tiger shrimp) is the source of this 2571-nucleotide messenger RNA. Its product is annotated as beta-1,3-galactosyltransferase 1-like. Bases 1 to 789 code for a protein of 262 amino acids. Gene Ontology annotation, molecular function: hexosyltransferase activity. Gene Ontology annotation, cellular component: membrane. The record is from RefSeq and is a predicted model, not a curated record. The transcript is spliced from 2 exons. NCBI's taxonomy places the organism in Eukaryota, Metazoa, Arthropoda, Malacostraca, Decapoda, Penaeidae.